AUGGUCAGGAGGAUAAAUUUUCUUGCUCCCUACUUCUUUGCUGCUGCUGCAUAUUCACAAAAGCCAUUGGUUUCAAGUUAUUCUCAACCAUCGAUCUCCUCCAACCAUGAAAAGAAUGGAUAUUUUCUGCGCAUCUCCAGCCUCCACAGCCAUAUGCUCUAGCAUGGAACACCGUUCGAUGGUCCGCCGUGGCCCCAGACCCAUUGAUCGCCGCAAUCCACACAUCCAUGGUCGAAGAAAAAGCCAACCUCACGUCCCCUGUUCAUCUCAAUUUCCCAUAAAUCCUAAGCCCUAUUAUGAAAAGUAUAGGCGGAGCUCCUCUACUUCUAACCAAACUGAUUUACGUAUAAAAAGCUCCGCCGACAUAAAUGAUCUGAACAGUCCUCCUGGUUCCUCUAGAUAUCUUCUAAGCGACUCACCCUUCAUCGACUGGUUAUCAGAUCAGUCUGAGCCGGCCGGCGCCUCUGCAUUGGUUCCUGCUGAGCCGGCAAAGCCCCGGCGCCCGAGCUCAAAUGACUCUCCUGCCUUAAAAUCAUCUUUUUCAGCUCGCUCCCAUGAUCAGGUGGUGGUUUUGUGGGUGUCAAUCCAUUGUAAGGGCUGUGAAGGAAAAGUGAGAAAACAUAUUUCAAAAAUGGAAGGAGUGAGAUCAUAUAGUAUAGAUUUGGAGACAAAGAAAGUGACAGUAAUUGGGGACGUGACACCUUUAGGUGUACUGGCGAGUGUGUCCAAGGUGAAAAAUGCACAGCUUUGGCCGUCGCCGACAUCAUCAUCAUCCCCAUCUCCAUCUUCCCGAUGGUCAGCAUGAGCAGUUGCAAAUCAAACUAGAGUUUCUAUUUAAGUUUUUUAUGUACAAGUUUGGUAUCCCAGAAGGGUGUGUUUGUAUGCUUAUAUGCAUGUUUGAUAAACUUAAUUAUCAUGUAAAUAUAGACUCCUUUUCUGUGGGAUUGGAAUCAUAAACUUGGUUUGUUCUUGUUCAGAGAAGAAAGUUAAAGUAAAAGAGUACUUUAAAAGGAA
This is a messenger RNA of Alnus glutinosa, 1014 nucleotides long. Its product is annotated as protein SODIUM POTASSIUM ROOT DEFECTIVE 2. The coding region runs from base 107 to 805 and encodes 232 amino acids. The record is from RefSeq and is a predicted model, not a curated record. Lineage: Eukaryota; Viridiplantae; Streptophyta; Magnoliopsida; Fagales; Betulaceae. Gene Ontology annotation, molecular function: metal ion binding. The transcript has 3 exons.